GAGGUGUGUCGUAGUAUCGAACAGCCCCAUCGUGUAGAAGUACAGUUACCAGUGUGUCAUUGAGGGAAACUGACACUUUUACAUCCCAACCAACCAUGUGUACAUCAUGGUUACUUUAACAGAUCCAUGAUUAUAGUACUUCAUGGUGUACAUAUUACAUACGUCAUCAAAUCGCGCUGAGACGAUAAGGAAAAAAAAACAACAAAAAACCAAGAACAGGAUCAAAACAGGAGCCCAUGUGGAGCAGAGUUGUUAGCAUAAAGUCUAUGGUUGUUAGCAGUCACAUAAAACAGGUCAGAGAGCCCGGACCCGUGUAGGCUCUUUGUUUGGAGAUUGUUUUGUGUUCAACUCGCCACAACCUUUGAAUACAAGGAGGAAUAUGAGCAGUCCCAUGGUCGGGUCCAAAGAACGAGGAGCCUCCAGAAGCAGCUUCAUCCCAGAGCUCCAGAGCAUGAUGUUUGCACUGGGUGAUGCUCGCAGACCACUUCAGGAAACAGCUGCUUUGAUGGAGGACAUUGUUCACUCUCAGCUUGUCACUUUGCUGCAUUUGGCCAGUGAGGCAGCAACUCUGCGGGGGUCAAGGGUCAUUUCAGCGGAGGACAUUAUAUUUGUGAUGAGAAGAGAUAAGAGAAAGGUGGCAAGGUUAUUAAAAUACCUCCAGUUCAGAGAUUAUAAAUCAAAGCUUAUGAAAAGUUUGGAUGAUGAUGAGCCACAGACAGAUACAGACAGGUGGAGCUCCAUUUCCUCAGGUGGGGCCCAGCGGAGGCAGCGGUUGGCCCAGGACUACCUGCUGUGGAUGGACCAGACUGGAGAGCUGUUGGCUCUGGCAGAGAAAUCUGAGCUGGACCCGGUCAAACAGGAGCGUAUGGAGCGUUUAGAGCGGCAAACCCGAAACAUGGACCAGACCCAGUAUUCAGAGUUCUGCGAGAGCCGUCAGCUCACUUUUGCAAAAAAAGCCUCAAAGUUUCGGGACUGGUUGGACUGCAGCAGCUUGGAGCUGAAGCCCAACACUGUUGCCAUGGAAAUACUGUCCUACUUGGCCUAUGAAACAGUUGCACAGAUUGUGGACCUGGCUCUUUUGGUGAGGCAAGAAAUGACAGCAAAGAUCGAUGCUGUCAGUCAUGUGAUCAGUGCAAGCUACAUUCAAUACCAACCCCCACACGAGGUGAAGAAAGAUCCAGAUUCACCUGAAGCCACACCCCCAUCCACCCCUGGCUCCUCCCACUCCACGAAGUCUCUGUCGCAGGGCAAUGGAAGCCUGGACGGACGCACGAGGCAGAGGAAACGUAAAAAGAGCUGUCCAGUUGCAGCAGACCCACCGACUGGAGCUCUACAGCCCUGCCACAUCAGAGAGGCCAUUCGGCGGUACAACUACAGACACAUGAGUGCCUGUGGGAGGAAUGGAAUGGCUCUUUUUGUUUGCUAAAAUAAUUGUACAUUUCUUACAUUGAAAUAAAGUUUGAAUUCAUAAAA
Boleophthalmus pectinirostris (great blue-spotted mudskipper) is the source of this 1473-nucleotide messenger RNA. RefSeq names its product SPT3 homolog, SAGA and STAGA complex component (gene supt3h). The record is from RefSeq and is a predicted model, not a curated record. Gene Ontology annotation, molecular function: transcription coactivator activity; protein heterodimerization activity. Gene Ontology annotation, biological process: transcription by RNA polymerase II. Lineage: Eukaryota; Metazoa; Chordata; Actinopteri; Gobiiformes; Gobiidae. The transcript has 12 exons. Bases 380 to 1426 code for a protein of 348 amino acids.